GAGAUUGGACUCGAUUACGUCCGUGCAAAACGUCAACACAAACACCCAAGAUGGACGACAGUCUUUGGUGUUUGGUGCAUCUGAUACUUCUUUCAGUUAUGUCAACGCGAAAAUGGUCGACAAGUAUCAUUUUGCUUUGUGCAUGUAUCAUUUACGUUCCUGUAAAUGUUGUUCAAGCGAAAGAAGCAUCAGUUACGAUGUCCCAUACCAUAAGAUUGCCGUCUAGACUUGGCCAGCAAAUGAUGAGGACUUCUCAUCAAUCUCGUCCGACUCCAAUACUCUCCUCCAAGACACAAGUGACGCAACCGACUUCUGGAGAACACACCAGACCACCGGUCUCAAACCAGAACUGUGAGGAUCAUAGACACAUACAAAAGUUCAGCGGUCGAUUCAUGCCAGCCGGUGGGGAUCAAGAAGUGGGCGGUCGUUUGCAUAUGCUUCCAUCUGAUGACUGUGGAAACAGAGACAUGAAUGGAUUUGCUCGGUUACCCCAGGACUGGGUGGGUGUCGUGCAUUACUCGGCCGAGACGGACGGAAGUGCCGGGGACGGGUUGGCUUCUGACUGCCCUCUGGUCAUGGACAGGGUCAGGAAAGCACUAAUGUUUGGGGCGUCGGCAAUCAUUAUCUUGACCUUGAACCAAGGGAUCAUAAAAGAGCUGGAUGUGUCACAGCUGGUGUCGAAGCCCAUCGUCGUGAUUGACAAUCCCGAGAACAUCACAGCUUUGCUCACCUUGAUCUUGAGUCAAGUGAAGUUCCACGUGAAAGUGGCAGUGAGCAGCAUGAAUGACCACAUGCUGAAAGUUCCGACGCUGACGAUGUGGUCGACGUGUGGCCGAGCCCCGGGAGGGAGAGGUGUCAUCUGUGUCGGCGAGGAGGAGCAGGCGGGCACCAGCAAGACGAACCUGAGCCAGUUCUGGCAAUGUUUCUACGCCUUCAUCUUCCUGCUGGUUCUGCUGACGGGUGUCAAGACGAGAAUGUCGGACGGCGUGUGGGACCACCAGAUGGAGUCGAGCAUGAGGAAGACGGCCCACCAUGCUAUCUCCAUGAUGAAGACAAUGAAGUACAGGAAGACGGGAGAGGAGAAGCCUCUCAUAGACACCUGCGCUAUUUGUCUGGAGGAGUUUCUGCACAAACAGAAACUACGCAUCCUCCCCUGCUCCCACCCAUAUCACACCAGAUGUGUCGACCCGUGGCUGGUGAAGAAUCGAACCUGUCCCCUCUGCAAACUGGACAUCAUCAAACAGCUGGAGGAGAGUUGAUGACAGCCGCCGGGUCCUGUAGGUCGAGUGCCGUCUGUGGUCCAGGCACGGCGUACGCCGUAGAUGAGCAGCACUCCUUGUGUAAAUGUCCGUGUGUCAGUAGUUAACGAUGACAGUGAAAGAUUUGAUUUUAAUUGAAAAUACUGUGAAACAAUGACCGUGAAAAAAUUUCAAUUUUUGUUUAAAUUGUUUGGCAGUUGAAUAUGAUUUUUAGUGCAGAUUGUACAUCUGCGAUUAAUUUUCCUAUGUGUUUAUUAGUUAGGCCUAAGUUCUUUAAGACUAUAAUUUACUUUGAAUUUUGUUUAACUGAGCAAGUUCUCUUGUUUUUUUAUUAAUCCGGAAUUUGGAUAGCCUGACAAGACAUCCAAAACAUUAAAAAGGCAAGAUAUGCAAAAGACAAGAUAUACAAAAUACAAGAUUAUUUGUUCAAAAGACAAGAUAUUCAAAAGACAAGAUCUUCAAAAGUCAAGAUUUUUUAAUGAAAAAAAAAAGAUAUGUACAGAAGACAAGAUAUUCAGAAGACGAGAUUAUAUAUUCAAAAGACAAAAUGCACAAGAAAAAAAAUCCCAAGAUAAUCCAAAGACAGCAGGAUAUGAAAAGGCAAAUUUAUAUUACUGGUUAUCUCUUUGUGAAACAGAUUUGUGUUCUCUUUUUUUUUUCAAUUGAAGUGAUGAGAUUUACUAUUAAUAUGGACCCUUAUGGCUCAUCUGUUAUUCCGCUUUGAAGGUUUUGAUGGAGAUGAUAUUACUUAUGAAAACUGGAUCAAAGCAUUGAUAUGUAUGGUGGUUUCUGACUGUGAAUGUGUUGUUACUUACAGAGACUUUGUGAUGCAAGGGGUGGGUGGGAAUCCCUUUGUUUUUGCUCUUUUGUUUUUGCUGUAUUGUUGGAAUUGUUUGUUGUAAAUUUCAGGUGUGCAUUAGUUUGAAGAUUUUUGUUUUCCGUACAAGCUUAAGUUCUUGUUGUUUUCCUCCAGGAAGACAAAGAAAAUCUAUAAAUU
Messenger RNA from Aplysia californica (California sea hare), 2256 nucleotides. RefSeq names its product RING finger protein 215. NCBI's taxonomy places the organism in Eukaryota, Metazoa, Mollusca, Gastropoda, Aplysiida, Aplysiidae. The transcript is spliced from 10 exons. Gene Ontology annotation, biological process: ubiquitin-dependent protein catabolic process. The record is from RefSeq and is a predicted model, not a curated record. The coding region runs from base 51 to 1259 and encodes 402 amino acids. Gene Ontology annotation, molecular function: ubiquitin protein ligase activity.